This is a messenger RNA of Spinacia oleracea (spinach), 1542 nucleotides long. RefSeq lists its product as uncharacterized. The transcript has a single exon. Lineage: Eukaryota; Viridiplantae; Streptophyta; Magnoliopsida; Caryophyllales; Amaranthaceae. The record is from RefSeq and is a predicted model, not a curated record. The coding region runs from base 1 to 1542 and encodes 513 amino acids.
AUGUUGAAAACAUUCAUGACUCAAGUCAACCAAAAGUUUGAUUCCAUGGCCACCCAUAAUAAAAUGCUUGAAACACAAAUUGCGCAAUUGUCAUCCUCUAAUGCUACAAGUGUUCCCGGUUCUUUACCUCCUCAAGGGGUAAGUCUCAGUGAGACCCAUCAAGCUAAUGCUAUUGUGACAAGAAGUGGGAAAAACCUUGUGAAUUCAACUACUAAGAGUCCAACUCAAGGAGAGAGUGAGCCCGUUAAUGAGAGUGAGCCUAUUUUUGAUACCACCAUAGAUGAGGAAGAGGUUGUGGUGAGUGAGCCAAUGGUUGUUGAAGUUCCAAAGAGAGUGGUCCCUCCUUACAAGCCCAAAUUGCCUUUCCCAUCUCAUUUUGCCGGAGCUAACCUUGAUGAUCAAUUUGCAAAAUUCCAAGAAGUCCUCAAGAACCUCUUUGUGAACGUUCCUUUUGCCGAAGCCCUUAGGCAAAUGCCUACAUAUGCCAAGUUUUUGAAGGAGAUCCUAACCAAGAAGAGGGUUGUGGAUGUGGUUGAGACCAUUAGCCUACCCGAAAUUUGUAGUGCCAUUAACCAAAACAAGUUGCCCACCAAAUUGAAAGAUCCCGGGAGUUUUUCCAUCCCUUGUGCAAUUGGGGAACUUGUCAUAGAUAAAGCCCUAUGUGACUUGGGAGCAAGUGUGAGUGUAAUGCCAUUCUCUAUUUUUCAAAGGUUCAAUGUGGGAGAGUUGAAGCCUACCCAAGUGUCCCUCCAAUUAGCCGACCGUUCGGUGAAGCUUCCAUUGGGAAAGGUAGAGGAUGUGCCUAUGAGGAUCGGGAAGUUCUUUAUUCCCGUAGAUUUUGUGGUCUUAGAAAUGGAGGAGGACCCUAAUGUCCCAAUCAUCUUAGGAAGACCUUUUCUUUCCAUCGCGGGAGCAAUCAUAGAUGUGAGAGGUGGUAGACUAUCCCUUAGUGUGGGGGAUGAGAAAAUUGAGUUUCAAAUUAACCAAAUCAUGAGAUGCCCCUCCCAUAUGGAUGAUUGUAAAAGGAUUGAUAUCCUUGAUGAGAUUGUCAAUGAGUCUAUGAGCAUGCAUAUGCAUUCUACUAACGAUGUUCUUGAGUAUGUUCUUGUGCAUGAUCCCAAUGAAUGCAAUGCCACCAUGGAGACUAAAGAGAUGCUUUUAUCUAUGGAUUGUGAAGAACCCUUGGUGUCCGUUGAGACCACCAAGGAGGUAAGCAAGCUUGAACUCAAACCCCUCCCCUCUAAUCUAAAAUAUGCUUACCUUGAUGAUGCAAGUCCGAUAAUUGUCAAUGCUAAACUCAACGAUGAAGAGCUUUCCAAACUCUUGAAUGUUUUGAGAAAAUAUAAAAAGGCCAUUGGGUAUAGCAUUGGUUAUUUGAAAGGGAUUAGCCCGGAUUUUUGCAUGCAUCGAAUUGUUCUUGAAGAAGGUCAUAAACCUUCUAUUGAGCCUCAAAGGAGAUUGAAUCCCAAUAUGAGGGCAGGGGUAUGGGAAGGAAGUGGUAAAACUAUUGGAUGCGGGAAUCAUUUAUCCAAUUUCGAAUAG